UACGGGUCGACUAGGUUCUACGCCCCGCACGCCGGGGCGUGGAUUUCGCUUCUGAUCAUGCGCAGUGAGCCCGUGGCGCGGCCCGUCAGGCGCUGCGGUAGGCGCCCUGGGGGCUGGCAGGACCCUGGCCCCAAGAUGGCGGCGCCCAGCGCAGUGGCCCCUGCUGCCUCCGGCGAGAGCGAUGGAGGGGGCAGCGGCUUUGAAUCGUGGCUAGACGGACGGUUGGAGGCGCUGGGAGUGGACCGAGCCGUUUACGGUGCCUACAUCCUGGGUGUCCUUCAGGAGGAGGAGGAAGAGGAGAAGCUGGACGCUCUGCAGGGUAUCCUCUCUGCUUUCCUGGAAGAAGAUUCCCUUCUUAACAUCUGCAAGGAGAUUGUGGAACGAUGGUCGGAAACUCAGAAUGUUGUCACCAAAGUGAAAAAAGAAGAUGAGGUCCAGGCCAUUGCCACCCUCAUUGAGAAGCAGGCGCAGAUUGUGGUGAAGCCCAGGAUGGUGUCAGAAGAGGAGAAGCAGAGGAAAGCUGCGCUCCUGGCGCAGUAUGCUGACGUGACAGACGAAGAGGAUGAAGCAGAUGAGAAGGAUGAUUCAGGUGCCACCAUGAUGAGCACUGGUUCUGAGAAAUCCCUGUUUCGAAACACCAACGUGGAAGAUGUCCUUAAUGCCCGAAAACUGGAGCGAGACUCUCUUCGGGAUGAGUCCCAAAGGAAGAAGGAACAGGACAAGCUGCAGAGGGAGAGGGACAAGCUAGCCAAGCAGGAGCGCAAGGAAAAGGAAAAGAAAAGGACUCAAAGAGGAGAGCGAAAGCGAUAACCUUGGUCCACUCUAUUCUUUCUCCUCAUGAACUUGGUCAAAGGGAGAACUGGUUGUGCACUUGUGUAUUUAAGAGAAAUGAGAAAACAUUGCAAAAGUGGUUUCCCAAGGCAUUUCCCCUUUUGUUUACAUGGUCAAAAGGAAAAUCACAAACACUUCUAAUUACAAAAUGUGCCAUGUCUCUGUGAUGUGGGUAAGCAGAUUAUUGUAGUUGAUGUCUGUACCAAAGAUCUGGAAUGGGGGCAAUCUUUAUAUUUUAAUACUGAAGUCCUGUACUCCUUUUGGCCACUUUAAAAAGUCUUCCCUCACCUGGGAUAAAGAGCAGGAAUAUUCAGAAAGCUGACAGUUUUUGUCCUGACGGAGCAGAAUCAUGACCACUCCUUCCCUGAGAUGAAAUGUAGGAGUGUCAAUUGCUUCAGAAGUAGUAUUCACCCCUAAAUGUAUUGUUUUAUGGCUGAAAUAGGAAGCUGAUGAAGAGCCCCACCUGGAUCCAGACUUUAUGUUACAUGGCAACAAACUAGGAAAAUGAGAAGUUAUUUGGUGGCUGUUCUACAUUUGAGAUUUUUUAAAAGUUUCAGCCUAUGGUAGGAAACAAAGUGUCUUUUAAUAAGAGUUAGUUAUAUAUUUUUCCUUAUCUGGGCUGUGAUUUUUAUUUUUAUUUUUUUUGCGGUAAGUGGGCCUCUCACUGUUGUGGCCUCUCCCGUUGUGGAGCACAGGCUCCGGACGCGCAGGCUCAGCGGCCAUGGCUCACGGGCCCAGCCGCUCCGCAGCAUGUGGGAUCUUCCCGGCCCGGGGCACGAACCCGUGUCCCCUGCAUCGGCAGGCAGACUCUCAACCACUGCGCCACCAGGGAAGCCCUGGGCUGUGAUUUUAAGAAGGAUGUGUCAGUAUUGAGUGCAAGGAUAUCAUUGUUAGCUAGAUUCAUUUUUUAUAAUCAUGAAUCCUCUUGAGUGCUAGUAGAGAUUUUAAUCCUGAUCUGCCCUAAAACAUAUAAGGACCUGAUAAUUACAAGUUUAAAGAAACCCUUUUAAGGAAGAAACACUGGAAAGCUCUGCUAACACAAAGAUAUUUAAGAGUGUACAUAGUAGGUGCAACAAAUUUAUUGAACGAGUGAGUGAAUGGAAAAACUGCUUGGGAGAGUCAAAAGUGAGUAGGAACUCUCGUCCAUGUCUACUUUUGUCACAAGCCACAUUCGGCUGUAAAUAGGCCUUUCCCUACUUCAGGCAGUAGCCUGUCAAGAAGCCUGAAGACAGCAAUUCCUCUGUCAAGACAGAAAGUAGAUAUUUUAUACCAGGGGUGGGCGAACAACUGCAAGCAGCCAAAUUUUGCCCAGUCUGGUUCUGUGCGGUGCAAGCUAACAACGGGUUUCACAUCUUCAAAGGGCUGUAAAAGAAAGAAUAUGUGACAGAGACCUUAUGUGACCUUUAAAGCCUAAAAUAUUUACUACCUGGCCCUUUGGAGAAAAUGUUUGCUGACCUCUGUUUUAUACCAUUAACUAUGAGAUUAACAAAUUUUUUUACCUUUCUGUGGAAGGUAAAACGCAUGGUUAAGGAAAUGAUGUGUCACCUCUAUACACUCCUAUAACCGUGGCAUUGCAAAAUUUUUUUUAAAUAACCACCUUUUAAAAAAAUAAACUAUUUAAAUCACUGUCUUCUGAUUUAUUCUGAUUCCUUCCACCUGGAAGUGAGUUCUGUGUGGAUAGUCACUUAGGAAUGGGUUUGAAUUUUACUUAUGUUUUGAUUAGCCCAGUUAUCUCUUCUGCUAGUAGAACCUCUUCCUGGAAUCUAUAAAUUCUCUGCCUCAGUUUUCCUUUCUAUGAGUUGGAUAUUAGGAGAUCAGAAAGGUUACCUUCUCUUUUGGACAGUCAGUAGAUUGGCUUUGAAGUCUCUGAAGUACUGUUGGAGUCUUAGUUUCAUAUGUGGCUGUGGCUACAGAUAGCAUAUGAGAGAGCCUAUUUUAAUUUAAUAACCCAUAUUUUGGAUUUUUGGUUGGUUCUCACCUUGAUUUUGGUCUCUGAAGCAGAGUCAAGUUAUAUCCAUAGACCCCUGAAGGGUUCUAGUUUCAAUCUGUUAUAACAGUAGGCAAUUCUUUCUUCUGGGACUCUAUUACAUAGGUUAUAGUUAGUGUACACUUGAACUAAUGCUUACACAGAAAAAGAGGAUCAGCUCAUUAGGCUUUGAGUAAGGUUAUCCAGUUAACUCAGGUGCCAGUAAAUCCUUUAUGUCUAAAAUAUUCAAUACUGCAAAAGGCAAAUUUUAAACAACCAUAUUUUCUGUGGUAUGAUUGACAUUUUAGGCCAAAUUUGGAAUUUCGGUCACAACAUUAAUUCCCAACCCUCUAAAACAUUAUAGUACCAGAUUAUUCAUAGGUUGUAAUUCAGAAGUACAAUGCUUAAGAACCAUCCAUUAGAGGGUAUACAAUAGAAAGGAACAACCUACUAACUUGAGUUAUCCAAAGCAUGACUUGAUUAACAGAAUUUCAAAGAAUUUUUGUGUUUGUAUUUUGUUAAUGGACUAGUGUUUAAUUUCUGACCACUGUCAUGUAAAAGUUUCCCCAGAAUUUUUAUUCUGGUUUGCCAGGAAUAGCACAAAGGCAGAACAAAAAUUUAUUUGAAGGAGGUCAGGUUAGAUCUAAGGAUAUCUGAAUGGCAUUGGUUUAUUAUCUACUAACACUAUUAUUUAUGUGUUAAUAAUGAAAUUUAAAACUUACCACCAGUUCUUAUCAGUUAAAUGAAAUUUAAUUGGUUUUCUGGCAUGAGUGACUCUUAAUGUUAGAAACUAAUACAGGGACUUCCUUGGUGGUCCAGUGGUAAAGAAUCCGACUUGCAAUGAAGGGGAUGCUGGUUCAAUCCCUGGUCGGGGAACUAAGAUCCUACAUGCCGCAGGGCAACUAAGCCGGCUCCCACAACUACUGAGCUCACGCGCCUCAACGAGAGAGCCCGUGUGCUGCAAACUACAGAGCCCACGCGCCCUGGACAGCCUGUGUGCCACAACUAGAGAGUAAAACUCGCAAGCCACAACUAGAGAGAAGCCCACACGCCGCAACAAAGAGCUGGAGCGCUACAAGGAAAGAUCCUGCAUGCUGCAAUUAAGACCCAACGCAGCCAAAAAAGAAUAAAAGAAAAUAAAUAAAUAUUAAAAAAAAACUAAUACAAACAUGUAAAAAAAUGAAACUAAAUAUUUUCAACAAAGUAAUUUAUUUAUUUUUCCUGAGAGACUAAAUUCAGUUCAAUAUUUGUUUUCAUAACACCCAACAUGUCUUACAUCAAACUUAACCACUUUCUAUACAGUGACUGUGGUGGGAUGAUCUAUUUUAUUUGACUACCCUCAAUGUAAUUCAUUUGGGUAGUUCUAAGGCAUUUCAGUGAUCAAAGUGUUUCUCCCUACAGUUAAUCCUGCAUUCUCAAUCAGUUUCUUCUGAAUAUCAUCUAAAGAAAAUUUAUGUGGUGUGAUUACACUUUUUUUUUUUUAAUACCAGGAUUUCUAAAACUAGGAAACACACCAACAUUUGAAACAUUAGUGUUUCUAGUCAAGGAUAGUUCAAUUAAAUUUCAUCAGUACAUUAUAUUAUAGUUUAACUCAUGCUAGAAAUGUUAAAACCCAAGAUCUUCUGAGUCACAUAAUACCAACAUUUCAUAUUAAUGAAUUACUCAGGUUCCAUACAAAGAUAUUAAGUGAUGAGAAACAGAAAAAGCCAAGCUUUCAAGAACGCUCUUAAAAAAAUACAGAAGCAAACUAAUGAACAGAACUACACAAAAUAUACACUAACCAAUUGCAAACUAAACAAGUUAAAGAUUAACCUUAAAAAAAUACAUUUUAGAACUUCGUGAUACCCUCAUAAAAGGCAGCAAACUAAGGAUAUUAAAACAAUAAUCAUUAUUUUAGUUACUGUGCAUCAAGUCUAAAAGAUCCAGAUAAAGGAAAUGUUUUGUUUUUGAUUCAGUUAAAAUACUUUAAAACUGGAAAUAUUUAAUAAUUGAUAGUAUAAUUAAAUUUUAAAGAAUAUACACAAAUGAUUUGAACAGGCUUUAUAUUCAGUAACUUGCAUGGUCUUUUCACUGGCACUUUUAUCCCUGCUUUAGGAGAAUCAGAUGCAUUUUCCUCCAUAUACUUAGGUACUAAGAUUUCAAAUUUAUAAAUAUGGUAGUAUUUUAAAUAUUUUUACAUGAAUAUUGGGUUCAUCCUUGUUUUCCUUUGUUUCCUAGGUAUUAUCCAGUUUUGUAAGGAAAACACUUUUAUAUCACAAUCAAAACUAUGUCUUGGUUACUAGACUGUAGCCAUAAUUGGGUUACAGUCACUUAGAUUCAUUAUUUGGAAUUAUACUUACUAAGGCAGACCUAAAUGAAACAUCUUCUAGAAGAAUUUCACAUUUGCAUUUACCUGCACUGCAGAAUGGGUUUCAGCAAUAUUUUAGCUGUUAGGAAAUAUUUAAUUUACUUAAACUUGUUAUCUUUGACUACCCAGGAACCCCUAGGGUAGUCAACUUUAGCUUUGAGUUCACUUUAAACUACAUCUGAUUCAUUCCAAAUAGAAGAUUUUUAAAUAGAAGUUAGACUUCAUUAAGGUAUUACCUUUAAAUCUGAAAGAAAAUUAAUGUAAUGAAAUUUUCAAGUUUGAC
Globicephala melas (long-finned pilot whale) is the source of this 5427-nucleotide messenger RNA. RefSeq names its product coiled-coil domain containing 43 (gene CCDC43). The record is from RefSeq and is a predicted model, not a curated record. NCBI's taxonomy places the organism in Eukaryota, Metazoa, Chordata, Mammalia, Artiodactyla, Delphinidae.